This is a messenger RNA of Lindgomyces ingoldianus, 2451 nucleotides long. RefSeq lists its product as uncharacterized. Lineage: Eukaryota; Fungi; Ascomycota; Dothideomycetes; Pleosporales; Lindgomycetaceae. The transcript has a single exon. The record is from RefSeq and is a predicted model, not a curated record. Gene Ontology annotation, cellular component: extrinsic component of membrane; GID complex. Gene Ontology annotation, biological process: protein catabolic process in the vacuole; negative regulation of gluconeogenesis; protein targeting to vacuole. Bases 488 to 2272 code for a protein of 594 amino acids.
CCGAACGACGGACGACUCCAUCGCGUGCACUCGACCUGCUUGCCGUCGCUCGCCCGCGCGAUGCCCCCGGCCAACUCGCGAGCGACAAGCCCGCCCGCAGUGAGUCCCCUCACCCGAUGCAGCUGUGCAGCUGUCUUGCAGCAGGCGGCCCAGCGGCGGCCCUCCGCAGCCUCACGUCCUGGGCUGCGACUGAGUGACUGAUGAGCGACUGACUGUGUUGCCCUCGCAGGACUCGGCGCAGCGUGCUGGCACCCCUCCGUCGUAUCUGUCGGCCCUCCGUGAGUUGGAGAGCCCGGUCAACCAGGACGUCCUCAAUCUCGCAGCCACGCUAACCACCCAAGCCGAAGACGAGGCCGACCAGGAGAGCCUGCGACACCUGCGCCAGGCCGAGCACGACGAGUGGCGCAUAGAGAGGACCCGCGAGCGUCUGCGCCUGCUCGAGAGGCAGCGCGACGACAUCGAGAGACGCGACCGGCUGCGAAGGGUCAUGAACAGGCUUAGCCGCAUCCACGACCCGCCAGCGUACGGCGACCGAAUCCCCAGCCAGAAUAACCUGUACGACUGGUCGCCCGCUAACGAGGCCGACGACGAGGACGAGCUGGACCGGAUCCUCGCUGAGCUCCGCCGUGAGCAGCCGAACACCCACCCCGAGAUCCUGCGAGUGCUCGGCCGCUCGCAGCUGGAUGCGGAGCGCGAGUCGCGCAUUCGCACAUACUCGUCGAGGCUGCUGAGCUCGAACCAGCCGUCCCAGUCGGCGGACAGCUCCCUCAGGUCGGCGACAAUCCUGCAGUCGGUGCGAAGACACCCCCGCUUCUCUGCCAGCAGCAGGAGAGGCUACGAGCACGCUUUCCCGCCGGAGACACAGCGAGACUCGGGAAGCAGGUCGCCGCACCACAGUGAGUCCCGAGACCGGUACACCGUGUCUGAAUCCGCUCGUCAGGCUGCCCGGCAGCGCCUGUCCGAGCUGCACACUUCUCUAGAGCGAGACCGCGACCGGGACCGUGACAUGUUGGCACGUGUAGACUCAUACCGGCGGAGCUAUCUCGACCGAAACUCGACCUCGCCGUCGACCGUCUCCCCAUUGCUCGAGCAGACGAUCAAGUACCUGUCGCGGAUACGGCACUCGAACACGGAAGAUGACAGCCUAAACUUUGCUCUGGAUGCGGGCUUCUUGAACAAGGACUACUUCUGUGAAGAGAACUCAGAUUUCGUACUAGACACAUGCACUCUCCCUCCCCCAGCCGAGACGUCAUGGCUAGCGCCGGGAGCUGUAUUGAAUGGAUGUCAGCAUGCCACCUCCGUCACCUCAACCGUCACCUCCACAGCAGGGGGCGCCACAACAACGCUGUACCGCUUCAGAAACAAUGAUUCCAUGACCUCUACCACAUUCGAGCCCGGCCGGCCAUGGCUAAGUCACAGCUACACUCCCCCACAGAGACGAGCUACAAAUCCUACAGGCCCCGAAAUCGUGACCUCGCAUACGCCGACGCAAGAUCGAUGGCCAGUCAAGGUCACCAUACACGCCGUAGACUACAGUACGAUGUGUCUGUCAGCAACUAUGGAAGCGUACAACGUACCCUCACAUCCCCACUCCCACCAAUCCCUCCUCAGCGCCUCGGUCGACAGAUCUCACACCCCAUUCACCCGCACAUCAUCAAUCACCACCUACCUCGAAGGUGAAAUCCUGGAUUUCAACCAACACACCCUCCUCACCGAAUCCUUCAAGUCUAGCCCCUCAAACGACGCAACGUACUGGCGAAAACUGCCCCCGUUCCAGAAAUUCACCGAUGACGAACUCGUCCGGAACCUCGUCAGCAAGCGCUGGUUCACAGAAGUGCUAAGUCGGGAGUGGAUCCUCAUGCGGUGGAAGGAACGGUGUUUCGUUAAAUCGCUGAACCGGUCCACGGCUGAUCCUCCAGCUGCGCAACCCCCUCAUCCCAACUUCGACUUCGCGUCUACCACCUCAUCCGAUAUCUCCGCCAGCUCGACGGCGGCGGUGGUGUCGUUUAAUACGACGUCGUCGAGGGAAAACCACCCCGAUUCCGCCGACUACCAUCGGGGGAAUGCAAGACAGCAAGAGAUGGAUAGAGAUAGAGAAGUUUUUGAUGAUUCAGGGUGUGGGCUUACAAUCUCGGGGUUUUAUUAUGUGUGUUUGAAACGUGCGGAUGGGAAACUUGAGGGACUGUAUUAUGACCCUCAGAGUAGUCCGUAUCAGCAUCUGAAGCUGGAGAGUGUUAAUGGGGGCGUCUUUCCUGCUUGGGAGUUUAAGUAGGAGGGGGAAUGAUGAGGGGCAGUGGAAUAUGGGAUUAUGGAUGGAUCAUGGAUUCGAUGAGAUGAUGGAGAUGGCAUGCCGGAUCACACGGUUCUGUCUGUUCCAUUUAACUUUAAUAUUGCAUCUGUCCGGCGUUCAUUGCUUCUUUUCUUCUGUUCUCUCUCUCUCUCUCUCUCUCU